GGUUAAAAUUUUCAAGAUGGCUUCUGUCGGACCAAGACUGGGAAGGGAACUGUCUUUCACGGGUAGGAUUUGGAAAGCUUUCCAUGAAUGGUACAUCUAUGCCUGUGGUUACAGACAACUUGGUCUUCGCAGGGGUGACUUGCUGAAUGAGGAUGAUCCGGAUGUGAAAGAAGCUGUAAAACGUCUAUCCCCCGAAGACUUCAACUUGAGACAAUUCCGUAUUAAGAGAGCUCUUGAUUUGACAAUGAAACAUUCCAUUUUACCCAAAGAGCACUGGACAACAAGUGAAGAGGACACAAUGUAUAUUCAACCUCUCAUUGACCAGGUCAAGAAGGAGCGGAUUGAAAGACAAAUGUGGGACCACAAGUGAGCACCAUCAGUGUAUUUGUCUGCAACCGUGAAUGAAUUGUUAAUUCUUGCACAAAUUGCUUCAGCUUUGGAAAUUUUGUAGCUUUUUUGUGUUCAAUUUACAUUGUAACUUGCAAGGGAAAUGUGAAGAAGAUUGUUAUGAUUUGAUUUACAUUAUCUGUAAUAAAGAAUGAAAACCACUGUUUAUAUCA
This is a messenger RNA of Stylophora pistillata, 560 nucleotides long. Its product is annotated as cytochrome b-c1 complex subunit 7. Gene Ontology annotation, cellular component: respiratory chain complex III. Gene Ontology annotation, biological process: mitochondrial electron transport, ubiquinol to cytochrome c. NCBI's taxonomy places the organism in Eukaryota, Metazoa, Cnidaria, Anthozoa, Scleractinia, Pocilloporidae. The record is from RefSeq and is a predicted model, not a curated record.